This is a messenger RNA of Rhododendron vialii, 4047 nucleotides long. Its product is annotated as protein NLP7-like. The transcript has 5 exons. The coding region runs from base 1471 to 3879 and encodes 802 amino acids. NCBI's taxonomy places the organism in Eukaryota, Viridiplantae, Streptophyta, Magnoliopsida, Ericales, Ericaceae. The record is from RefSeq and is a predicted model, not a curated record. Gene Ontology annotation, molecular function: DNA-binding transcription factor activity; protein binding.
GCAAAUGCACCUCAGUAGACCAGACCAACAAUUGCUCUGCUUCUUUCUUUCUUCUUUACUGUCUUCUUUUCUCUUGCAGCACCUUCUUCGUCUUCUUUCUUCUCUUUUCUGCAGCUUCUCCUCCAAUUUUUCGGCCGGGAUAUGUGGGCAACGUUGGCGUCGUCUCGUCGGCGGAAUUUCACCACUGAAUUCGUCUCGUCUAGUGCACAGGGCGAUUCUCGACAAAAUUGAAGAUGGCCAUAACCGGAAGUGUUUCUAAUGGUGACAAGGAUAAAAUCCUUGAAGUUGAGGAGGACUGUUUCCCUCCCAAUUUCAGGGAAUAUAUGUUAAAGGAACUCAGUUGGACGCGAUUUAAAGAGGAUGGCUGUGGGAAUUCGUUGUUUGGAUGGGUUUUUUGGAGCCAACAAGACCACGAGACCAACUCUCUCGGCAAGUGACCCCUCAUUUUGUGUGUGUAUAUAUAAAUAAAAGUUCACUUCCUAGGAGGGAUUUCUCGUUAUGCUUAUAUGCGGACCUCUCAUUUCUGGAUCAUAUUUUGAUGAUCCAAACCGUUCAACUUGUUUAAAACAUAUCUUUAAGAGUACUCACUAGUAAGCAGCUCAAAAGAAUAUUGAUAGUACUUAAUCCAAACAGUUUUUCAUAAAACAGUUCCUGUCAAACUUUAUGAAAAACCAUUUGGAUCAAGCAUUUUUUGGUCAUUUUUUGGUCAUAUUUUGAGCUUAUUUCUCGCAAUUUCCCUUAAAAAUAUGUUUUAAACAAGUUGAACGAUUUGAAUCAUCAAAAUAUGACCUGGAAAUAGGAGGUCCACAUCGUAGACAAAAUGAGGGGAAAGUCCACUUUGACCCCCUUGUAAUUUGGGUCAUGCAUGGAUACACUCUAUGAUUCAAAAGUGUGCACAUAACACCAUGUGGUUUGUGAAAUGUGCAAACACACCCUCUGCCGUCAUGUUUUCCAUCCACAUUAAUAUACAUAGCAUUAAAAGUCCGAUAUGUCCUCAUCUUCUCUGUUGAUUCUUAUUCUUCCUUGAAUCUAACCAAUCCAUCCUUUGUACAAAAAAUUGGAUCUGAACCGUUGAUAUUGUAGAGUUUGACGAGUAUUGCAUCCAUACCAAAAUUUAAGUCGAUCAAAAAAUGAAAUCUCAUGGUCGGAUUGAAUUUAAUAGGAAGUAAAUUUUUAAAUUUAAAUCUACUAUUCAUUUUAACAAGAAUUAGAUCACUGAGUCAUUGAUGUCUGAUCAAGUUGAUUUUUUUACAAAGAUGCUCUAUUCUGUGACUAAUACAUUAAAAUUCAAAAUUUUGUUAAUAUAAAUGGAAAACAUGACAAUAGGGGUUGUGUAUGCAAAUUUCAUAAACCAUAAGGCGUUAUGUGCACACUUUUGAACCAUAAAUGGUGUAUUCGCACAUGGCCCAAAUUACAAGGAGUCAAAAUGGACUUUUCCCUGGAUAUUUAUAUGUUCAUAUAUGUGUAUAAAUGAAUCUCUUUUUCUUGGCUCAAUGUCAAUUUUCAGUUGCAGAUAAUUUUGUGGACUUCAGUCCCGACGUUUGUGCGUGUCCGAAAGUCAGAGAAAAUAUCAGACUUGCUCUCCAAAAAAUGAUAUUGUACCCAAGACUUAAUGUAUCACUAGUUCAAUUUUGGGCAUCCACAAAAACAUUGGAGGGGCGGACUUUGCUUACAACUCAAAACCAACCUUUUGCUCUUGGUAACACAUAUACCACGUUUGAGAGACAGUGGCUUUGUGAGUAUAGGAUGAUGAUCGGCAGGGAGUAUAAGUUCUACGCAGAUGCCGAGAGUGGAGAGGAAGAACUUGGGCUUCCUGGCCGUGUGUUCCUCCAUAAAUUCCCCGAAUCCACUUCAGAUGUGAAGCAUUACACUCUUAAAGAGUAUCCACAACUCGACCUUGCUUUACGUUGUUUCAUUAGAGGAUCUUGGGCUAUGCCAGUGUUCGAACACUCCUCCAAAACCUGUGUUGGGGUGCUUGAGAUAGUUUCUCUCUCUUACACGCCUUCAUUUUGGCAUGACAAGUCUUUCCUCGGUAACCUGUAUGGUAUUUUUCAGGAGUUUGGUAUGCGAUGCUUUGAUGGAUAUAAACACUGUGAAAUGAGAUACAUGGACGAGAAUAAAGCUCUUGCAGCUGCCUUCAAGGAACUCAAGAUGGUUUUGGGAUCUGUAUGUAAAAUUCAUAAGCUACCUCUGGCUAUGACAUGGGUCCCUUGCAGUGCCUGCGGCUAUUUAGUGGAAGGCCAACACCUAUCUAAGGGCAAAAAAAUUUUUGGGGACGGUUAUGACAACCUUUUUUUUGAGUUCAGAACAAUCCUAAAAAGCUGUCAUUUAAGAAAGGGAGAGGUUGCUGGGAGGGUACUCUCAUUUCCUAACUUGUUAUACUGCUCAGACGUACAACUAUUAAGCAUAGCUGAGUACCCCUUGGUACCCUAUGCACGACGGUACCAAUUAACUGGUUGGUUCACGAUAUGCUUGCAGAGCAGUUUUACUGGGAAUGAAGUUUAUGUACUGGAGUUCUUUUUGCCCACGAGCAGCAAAGAUGAUGAGAACAUUCUGGCCAGAUUGAGCUUGAUAUUGGCAACGAUGGAGGAAAGUUUCAAAACUUUUAAGCUUGCUUCUGGCCAAGAUUUGGGGGACAUGUUGACUGUUGAAGUUAUCGAUUUUCUGAAUGGCCAGAAAAGUCACUCCAUUCAAAUGAUCCAAGCUACUAGAUUGACUCCUUGUCUUGAACUCUUAAAGGAUGGAGGAGUGAGAUUACAGAUAGGUCAACUGGAUCAGCCAACAAUGGAUGCCAAAAAUAGUGGAAUGGAUGUCGUUAGUGAAGAUCACAACUAUUUUUUACCUAGUCUUGAAGCCUCGCAGAAUGGAGAAUUGACGACAGAACUAGACUCAACUGAUCAGACAUCAAUGGAUCCUUUAAACAAAGGAAAGAAUGUCACCAGUGCAGAGCAAAACAUCAUUCUGGUUGCUAGUUCAGAAGAAGGCAAAAGAAUCCAAGCUACUAGAUUUACUCCUAGUCUUGAGCUCUUGAAGGAUGAAGAAGAGAUAUUGCAGAUAGGUCAACUGGAUCAGCCGACAUUGGAUGCCAGAAAUAGUGGAAUGGAUGUCGUUAGUGAAGAACAAAACUACAUUUUACCUGGUCCUGAAGCCUUGCAAAAUGGAGAAUGGACGACACAACUAGAUUCAACUGAUCAGCCAUCAAUGUAUCCUUUAAACAAUGGAAAGAAUGUUGUCACUGCACAACAAAACAUCAUUUUGGUUGCCAGUUCACAAGAAGGCAAAAGAAAGAUGCAAGAAAAGAAACAUAAAAAAUCUGGAGUUAGAAUUGAAGUUUCUUUAGAGGAGAUCCAUAGAUGUUCGAAAAUGAGGCGUGAAGAUGCUGCAGAGGAACUCAAAGUUAGCAUAUCUACGUUGAAGCGGGUCUGUAGGGAUUAUGGCAUCCAUCGGUGGCCACCUCGCGACAUAAAAAAGGCCCGUCCCAUUCGGCCCUCCCCUGUUGAGAACCAGGAACAAUCCCCACAACUUAAUUUUAAUUUGCCUUUGAAUCAAGCCUCAGAUAGUGUUGCUCACAUAAAGCCAGCAUUGCAAGAUGGGGAUAUGGUGACAAUUAGGGCGAAAUAUGAAAAUAACACGAUAAAGUUUCGGCUGUCUUUGUCGUCUAGAUUAGUAGAGCUGCAACAAGAAGUGGCUAAAAGGUUGAACGUGGAGCCAGGAACUUACUAUGUCAAGUACAAAGAUGAGGAUAAUGAGUUGAUUUUGAUAGCUUGUGAUGAGGACUUGCUAGAGUGUAUCCAUGCUUCUAGAUCGCUGGGCAACACUUCGAUUGUGGUUCUGGUUGAGCUAAAACAGCCAAUGACCAACUCGAAUCCUGCUAAUUAAGCAUAUAUCUAUAUGGUUUGUAAGCAUCUGUUGUUAAUGCUGGCCUAAAGAUAUGCACUUGAUGUAGUUUUUUUCCUUUUUCUUUUAGUUAUUCGACUAGCCAUUAUAGUGUGAGGAAGUUACGCUCUCUUUUUCCAGCCACUCCUAUUCUUGCCUAUGUUGUUUUAU